AUGGCAACUUCAAAAGGGAAAUCAAAAGUGUCGCCUUCAUCCUCAGAGGCCGCCACCAAAAAGACCUCAUCUUCAACUACCACUAAAUCCAAGGCGAAGCCUUCAAAAUCGGCGAUCGGGGCCCCGUCUCAGCUGAACCAGUCGAGCAGGAAGGGCAAGAAGGCAUGGCGGAAGAAUGUGGACAUUACGGAUGUUGAGGCGACGAUGGAGGAGUUGAGGGCGGAGGAGAGGGUUACUGGAACGACGAUUGGGCAGAUGAAAGAUGGCGAAUUGUUUUUCACUGAUGUGAAAGGCGACGAUAAAGUCCGACACAUCCUCCCCAAGUUCUCCACCGCCCAACUUACGUCCACCAAAAUUCUCGCACAGCGCUCCGCUGUGCCCGCCGUCUUCUCCCGCACCACCUCUUCCUCUUCGAAGCGGAAAUCUGCGCUGUCCCGUGAAGAAAAAGAGAGGCUUCUGCGCAUUGCGAAAAGGCCGAGGAAAGGCCCGUUCAAUAGCGUGCUCGACCCAUCUGAGUACAAGGAUGGUAGCGGUGUUGUUGAUCUCAGCGAAGCAGUGAAAAAGAGUGGGACAUACGAUGCGUGGGCACCUGAAGAGGUGCCGGAGGAGGCGAUGAAGGAUGGGAUGGAGACGGUGUACAAGCCGAAGGUUAAGCCCCCCACGACAAAAAAAACCAAAGACCUGAUCUCGAUUCCCGCCAUCGUGCAGCCCCAUCAAGGGACAUCAUACAACCCACCGGCAGAUGCACACCAAGAAUUGCUAGAAAAGGCCGCUGCAAUCGAGUUGAAACACCUUGAAAAGUUGGAGAAGAUGGCUGAGGUGAAGAAUAAGAUGGACAGCGCAAAAGUGACCGCGGAGGCCAGAGAGGAAGGUGUCGCCCCUGGGAUGAAGGUGCAGGAGAUUGGAGAUGUAGAUAUGGAUGACGGCGAGCAAGAAGAAGAAAAUCAGGACGGAGGGGAGGGACUGAAGACGAAAAAGGUGCCUGAGAGGAAAACAAAAGCGCAGAGAAGAAAAGCUGCGCGCGUGCUCGCAGAGCAACGUGCUCUAGCGCUGCGUGCACAGCGUAAACGUAUGCUCACUGCUAUAAACGAAGCCAAAUCGCUGCGCCGAUCUAACGCACGCGAGGCUGCCGCGCGCGAGGCAGAGCGGGAAGCCAAACGCCUUGCAGCCGAGGAGAAGCUCAAGACGCAAGGGUUGGCAGGGCAGAAACUCGGGAAGCACAAGGUCCCCGAAGGUCGGGUAGAAGUACAACUUGGAGAAGAUUUGAGUGAGAAUCUGAGAGGACUGAAGCCUGAAGGAAGUCUUUUCCAUGAUCGAUUCCAGAGUUUGCAACAGCGAGCAUUGAUUGAACCCAGAGUUCCUGUGAUACCUAAGAAACGUAGGAACAGGAUCAUUGAGUACGAAAAGCACGCAUGGAAAAGAUUCGAGUAG
Psilocybe cubensis is the source of this 1431-nucleotide messenger RNA. RefSeq lists its product as uncharacterized. Gene Ontology annotation, cellular component: nucleolus. The record is from RefSeq and is a predicted model, not a curated record. The coding region runs from base 1 to 1431 and encodes 476 amino acids. Gene Ontology annotation, biological process: rRNA processing; ribosomal large subunit assembly. NCBI's taxonomy places the organism in Eukaryota, Fungi, Basidiomycota, Agaricomycetes, Agaricales, Agrocybaceae. The transcript is spliced from 7 exons. Gene Ontology annotation, molecular function: 5S rRNA binding.